UCUUCAGAUAAAGAUUUGCUUUGUGCUGUUCAUGAGGGGUAUCAACAAGCUUAUGAUUUGGCAAAAAAUGAAAAAGUUUUUGGUUUUUUAAAUAUUUCUAAUGGGCAAUCAAACCAGUUGGAUAAUAAAAAUAAUGAUUUUUUUGACUAUUUUAAUGAUUCGAUCCAAAGUAAUGAAAUAUCAGAUUCACAUGCAAUUGCUAUAGUAGCAAACACUAUGGCUGAUUUUAAUACUAUAGAGAUCCGUGAUGAUAAUUUUGAAAAUGAUUUAAAAGAUGCACGUUUUGAGUUAACUUUUUCAUUGUCAGAUGCAAAUUUUUCAAACAAUCAUGAUUUAGAGACAUGUAAAAACUUUUAUACUGGCAUUACCAAAGCAGAAACUUUAGAUAUUUCUUACUUAGUUAACUUAUGA
This is a messenger RNA of Dentiscutata heterogama, 411 nucleotides long. NCBI's taxonomy places the organism in Eukaryota, Fungi, Glomeromycota, Glomeromycetes, Diversisporales, Gigasporaceae. The record is from the annotation of a GenBank genome assembly.